Bombina bombina (fire-bellied toad) is the source of this 1090-nucleotide messenger RNA. It is a transcript of the gene PRR29, whose product is annotated as proline rich 29. The record is from RefSeq and is a predicted model, not a curated record. NCBI's taxonomy places the organism in Eukaryota, Metazoa, Chordata, Amphibia, Anura, Bombinatoridae. The transcript is spliced from 7 exons. Bases 195 to 794 code for a protein of 199 amino acids.
UUGUUGACAGCAGUCUCCUGGAUUCCACAAACUGUUUCUAAUACAGACUCUAGGAUCCUGUUGCUGUCUGAUUUGGUGUUCUGUAUUUAGUUCACUGGGAGCAGUCUUCUGGAUUGAAUGCAUUCUCUUCAGUUAAUAUUCUUACAGCAUUCACAAGACGUAUAGAACUGACCUCAGUUGUGACCACAGAAGCUAUGUCACAGGGGUGGCAUACUGAGAACGCCUGGUACAGUAAUCCAGCAGUGGACACUAUUUACCCUGGAGUACACAUCAUUCCUGCAGCGGUUUCUCCUUCACCUACAAUAAUCCAACAAAUUCCAGGACCUUACACAUCUCUGUCCCAUCCAAUCAGACCUGGGAGCGCCAAAGAAGAUUUAAUUGAGCUAAUGAUGAUUCAGAAUGCCCAGAUGCAUCAGGUGAUAAUGAGUAAUAUGACUAUGUCUGCAAUGUCCAGUUUUGGAUAUGGACCACCUCCCCAGAAACCCCCAUGGUGCCCCUGUGUGGUGCCCGUGCAGCUAGAAGAGGAGGAGCCGCAGGUGUAUCACCAUCAUUAUGACCCAUAUCCUGUACAAUACCCAACAUAUCCUGUCUAUCCAGCAUUUCAGUCACAGCCACAGAUUCUACACAGGGAACCAACUGUCAGACAUGUAAACUUGGAUGUUCUGCCAAACUCUACAGCACACAGCGACCAACGGGCAGUGCCACCUCCUCCUCCUCUGAGUGCCACUGGCACAGUGGGUGCAGAUGUACCUCCAGCUUCAGAAUAUUAUGAUCUGGCUGAUGGCAGAAUGUAACAGGAUGCCACACUUCUCAGGGCUUUACAGAAUCUCUGGUGUCUGAUACAUUUAUGAGGCCCACUCAGGAGAAAAUAUUAAUUUAAACAGAGAGAGCAUAAGGUUAUGCUUUUUGAUGCUCAUAGUUAGUUUAUACCAUAGUUUAAACUAUAUCUUACUAGUGUUUCUCUACUAAUUUCCACGUUUUUGGAGAUUAUUUGUGGAGCUGCCUUACUCGACUUGUUAGUAAAAAAAUAAAUAAAUAAUGAAAUGUUUUAAUAAAAAUCUACAAGUAGAAUAAAAGCAUAAUGUGUUAA